Messenger RNA from Rhodofomes roseus, 2214 nucleotides. RefSeq names its product OPT oligopeptide transporter protein-domain-containing protein. The transcript has 10 exons. The coding region runs from base 1 to 2214 and encodes 737 amino acids. Gene Ontology annotation, molecular function: oligopeptide transmembrane transporter activity. Lineage: Eukaryota; Fungi; Basidiomycota; Agaricomycetes; Polyporales; Fomitopsidaceae. Gene Ontology annotation, biological process: transmembrane transport. The record is from RefSeq and is a predicted model, not a curated record.
AUGCUAGAAGCGGACAGUCAGGAGGGUUCCGUAAAGAUGGACUACGACUUUGAUGAGCAUGAGGAUGAAGACAGCCCCUACGCUGAAGUACGCGCAUCGGUCUCAAAUAUCGACGACCCGGAGAUGCCUGUCCUCACGCUGCGGUUGUGGAUCGUAGGACUUGGGCUGACCUUCAUUUCUGCUGCGGCGAAUGUCUUCUUCUACAUGCGCCAACCAGCACCAUCGAUCACCUCUACCCUCCUUGUUAUUGUCGCUCACCCUCUCGGCAAGCUCUUCGCGUACUGGCUCCCCAUAACACCUUAUCGACUACCCAGAUGGUUAGGCGGUGGAGAGUGGUCGCUCAAUCCUGGUCCCUGGAACAUCAAGGAACACGCUCUCGUGUAUAUGAUGGCCAACGUCGCAACAGGCGCACCCUAUGCGAUCCAGGCCACCAUCUCCAUCGACAUCAACUAUGGACUCAACCUUGGUUACUGGUUCAACACGGUGCUGAUACUAGCGACGCAGCUCACGGGCUUCGGGCUUGCCGGACUCUGCAAGCGAUUGCUGGUUUAUCCGGCGAGCAUAGUCUGGCCGCAGAACCUAGUCGUCUGCACGCUGCUGAAUACCCUGCACGCGGAAGAGGACGAGCCGAGAGGAGGCAUUUCCCGAUUCAAGUACCUGAUUUACGUCGGCACAGCUGCCUUUUUCUUCUACUUCUUACCAGGGUACCUCUUCACCGCGCUCUCUGUCUUCUCCUGGAUAUGCUGGAUAAAGCCUGACAGCAUUCGCGUGAAUCAGGCGUUUGGCAUCUACACUGGCAUGGGUCUGAGCUUCCUGACAUUUGAUUGGACGGAGAUCAGUUGGAUCACUAGCCCGCUCAUGGUGCCUUGGUGGGCGCAGGUCCAAGUGUUCACCGGUUUUGUGAUCUUCUACUGGAUCAUGACACCGGCAUUAUACUACACAAAUACUUGGAGCCUCUCGUACUUCCCUAUGUACUCGUCACAGCUGUUCGACAAGUACGGGAGGGAUUACAAUGUGUCUAUGGUGCUAACGGACGAGAAGAAGUUCAACGCGACCGCGUACGAGGACUACUCCCCUCUAUACCUUCCUGCUGCCUACGCUAUGGCGUAUCUCAUGGCGUUCGCUCUCGCCACUUGCGUCAUCGUACACACUGUCCUCUUCCAUGGGCGCGCAAUUCUCAAUGGCUUCAGGAGGAUGCAGGUGGAGAAAGAGGACAUCCAUGCCAAGCUGAUGAAGGCGUACCCGGAGGUUCCUAUGUGGUGGUAUCUGCUGGUGAUAGGCGUCUUCUUCAGCCUGGCUAUUGUUGCAGUUGAGGUGUGGGACACGGACGCACCAGUGUGGUUCAUAUUACUGGCAGCGUUGAUCCCUGUGGUGUACAUCAUACCAUCUGGAUAUGUCUACUCGAUCACUGGGCAAGUUGUAUCAAUCAACAUCAUAGCGCAAAUCAUCCCCGGGACGAUCCUACCCGGCCAGCCCAUCCCGAACAUGAUCUUCAAGUCAUACACGCUGCAGACGCUCUCCGAGGGUACUCGUUUCGUGCAAGAUAUGAAGCUCGGUCAUUACGUCAAGGUCCCACCCCGCGCGACGUUCAUCGUGCAGUUGACGUCGACAUUUCUGGUGGCCUUCAUCCAAUGCGGGAUGCAACAGUGGAUAUUUGAGGAAGUCCCCGAUAUAUGCUCGCAGCGCCAGAAGUACGACCUGACUUGUCCGCACAACGAGGUCUUCUACGAGGCUUCAGUGCUAUGGGGCGUCAUCGGUCCGAAUCGGCAGUUUGGCGCGGGGUCACCAUAUCACCCAGAGUUGUAUGCGCUCAUUGUCGGUGCCAUCCUUCCAAUCCCCUUCUGGCUUUGGCAGCGCCGAUUCCCGAACUCAUGGGCACGGUAUGUUAACACCCCCCUCAUUCUGAAUGGUAUCUCGGCUAUCCCUCCCGCGACGGGCAUCAAUUACUCGGCCUGGUUCCUCGUUGGCUUCAUCUUCCAGUAUGUCCUACGGCGAAAGAACUUCGCAUGGUGGAGUAAGUUUAACUACGUGACGAGUGCUGCGUUGGAUAGUGGUACGUGCUUUGCCCAUCUGAAUGCGCGCCUCAGCGAUUGUCAGUUCCCGAACGGCGGUCACUACUUGAGCUGGUGGGGAAAUGAUGUUUGGAAGCAAACCCUCGACUUCAAGGGCGCGACACUCAAAACGCCACCACCUACUGGCAUCUCCAGUAAUUGA